CCACCUUAUAAAAUCCACACCUCAAUCUUCUCUUUUCCGUUAGCCUUUAGCUUUUCUCCUUUCUUUUUCUGCUCUGCGAGUUAAAUGCAAAGCGGCGGUGGCUGCGAAAUCGCUGACAAAAAUAAGUAAAUAGAGAAGCCUUUUUCGCAGCUUCCCAUCACGUACUUUGAUUCCAUUUCCAGUCAACGUUCUUCUGCUCUGUUAGUUACACGAACCGAACCCAAGCAAAAGAUAAGAGAAAUGCUGGAAACUGUCAAGUACCUCAUCGGCUCAGCCGGCCCCAGUGGCUUCGGCUCUAAGUCCACCGCCGAACAAGUGACUGCAGCCUGCGAUCUGCGUUCCAUCACUGCCAUUAUCACCGGCGCUACUUCAGGGAUAGGAGCCGAGACAGCGAGAGUGUUGGCCAAGCAUGGAGCGAGGCUGGUUCUACCGGCUCGGAGCUUGAAAGCUGCGGAGGAUACAAAAGCGCGUAUACUUUCGGAAUGCCCUGAUUCAGAAAUCAUUGUUAUGGCGCUUGAUCUUAGCUCUCUUAAUUCUGUUCGCAACUUCGUUGCGAAGUUUGAGUCUCUCAAUUUGCCUCUCAAUCUCCUCAUAAAUAAUGCGGGCAAGUUCGCACACGAGCAUGCAAUAUCGGAAGAUGGGAUAGAAAUGACCUUUGCCACUAAUUAUCUUGGUCAUUUUCUGUUGACGAAAUUGUUAUUGAAGAAAAUGAUCGAAACUGCAAAAGAAUCCGGCAUCCAGGGCAGAAUCGUUAACGUUUCAUCUAGCAUUCACGGCUGGUUUUCCGGAGAUAUCAUUUGGUAUCUAGGGGAAAUAUCCCGCAAUAAAUGUCAUUACGAUGCUACACGUGCUUACUCUCUCUCGAAGCUGGCUAACGUUUUGCACACCAAGGAGCUUGCUCAGAGAUUGAAGCAAAUGGAAGCCAACGUGACCAUCAAUUGUGUCCAUCCAGGAAUAGUUAGAACCAGACUCACCCGAGAACGAGAAGGCCUACUCACAGAUAUGGUGUUUUUAAUGGCUUCCAAGCUCUUGAAGACAAUUCCUCAGGCUGCUGCUACUACUUGUUACGUAGCAACUCAUCCCAGACUGUUGAAUGUUUCUGGAAAGUAUUUUGCUGAUUGUAAUGAAGCCUCUUCAACGUCGAAGUUGGGAUCCAGCUCAACAGAAGCUGCACGGUUGUGGUCCGCCUCUGAAAUCAUGGUUUCUAGAGACCCAAAAGCAGUUUUUGACCCACUCAGUGCCACAGACUAUGUGGUGCAUAAAGAAUAUAUAUAAUAAAUUAGGACAAAUGUAUUAAAAAAAAAGAAAUAUUAUUAUUAUUACUUACAUACAAAAGAUAUAUAAGGGAGUUGAUCAUAUUUAGCUAGCUAAGAGAGAAACAUACAAAUGUACACAACUUAGAUCGCUAUUAUGGUUUUUGUAAUUAAGUUGGUAAUAUUUUUUUUUUUGUUUAAUGGGCUAUAAUUAUACAAUGAUUAUGGAGUAGAGGUUUUUGAUUGGAAAUGAUAGUGCUUGGAAGGUAUACUUGUGCCA
Molecule: messenger RNA, 1533 nt
Organism: Manihot esculenta (cassava)
Lineage: Eukaryota; Viridiplantae; Streptophyta; Magnoliopsida; Malpighiales; Euphorbiaceae
Product: short-chain dehydrogenase TIC 32 A, chloroplastic
Exons: 8
Coding region: 241-1275 (344 amino acids)
Source: RefSeq, a predicted model, not a curated record